CUAUAUCCCCACCGGCCCACCCAGUCUCCGCUGUUUCCAUAAAGGGUUUAUUCCCACUAUCUGUAUAGCCCCCAACCAUUAACCGGAGCGUCGGCAACUCUAAUCCUUACCCUGACUGCUUUUGUGAGCUCACAGCAGCCAAUGGGAAUAGCGCGCCUCUCCAGCGUUCAGUGGCUGUGAUAUCUACAGGAGGGGGAAGAGCAGUCAUGGAGUCCCCUGUGAGUGGGAGGAAGUGAGUGUUUCCUGUGGUUCGGGAUCUGUCUGGUGGCGAGUGGACCAAUUCUGCUCUUUGUGCCGGACAUUUUCUAGCAAGCAUUAAAAACCUUGACGGUGAGGAGCGGGAGGGAGCCCCUGCCGCAGGGCACAGAAGUGAAACUGUUAGAUGGUUCUGUUGCUGUUCUAAUAGCCGGUUACCGCUGUGAACCCAGAGGCUUUCCAGUUCUAAAUCAUAUACCUGAUACCAGGACAUGGCUCCAUUGUGCUUGCUGCUCCUCCUUUCUUUGACAGAGGCCAUUGACCUGCGCGUUCCUGAGUUACCUGUCACAGGGCUGCUGGAUAAAGAUGUAAUUUUACCCUGCUGGUUCACUCCAUCAGAGGGCUUUUCCCCCAAGAAUCUUAGUGUGUUUUGGAAGUUACCAAACCAGCAGCAGGAUUAUGGCUUUGUCCUGGGAGAGGAUCUACAAGAAAACCAACCCCCGCAAUAUAAGGACCGCAUUGGACUCUUCCAUGAAGAGCUGUCCAAGGGCAACAUGUCUCUGCUUCUCCAACGAGUCCAACUGAUUGAUGAAGGCAUUUAUAUCUGCUUCGUUAAUGUCCAGAACUCAAGCUAUGCUUCUGUGAGUCUACAGGUUGGGGCUUCUUUCACCAAGCCUACUUUGCACUUGGAACCUAGUGAAGCACUGAAACCUGGUGAUCAAGUGACAGUGACUUGUCAUACCUAUGAUGGAUACCCAGAGGCCGAUAUACUCUGGCAAAACGGGGAAGGAAAAAACAUGACAGAGAAUGUCACAACUUCACAGGUGGCUAAUGAGAAAGGUCUAUUCCAUGUCCAGAGUUCUCUAAGUGUCAUUCUGGAGACAAGCGACACUUACACCUGCCUUGUGUUUAAUCCUGUCUUGCAAGAGGAGACUCAUGCAUCCCUUACUGUCACUGGUCAGCACCUUUCCUUCCCCCCAGUAGUCCUUUGGGUGACAGUGGGGCUGUCUAUUUGUCUACUAUGUUUGCUUGUUGCUCUAGCUUGCGUAUGCAGAAAACACCUGAAACAAACGUGCGAGGAAGAACAAGAAGAUGCAGGGAAUGAAGAACAUGAGGAAAAUGGAGAACUCAAAACAGCUAUGCAGCCUUUGAAAGUCUCUUCGGCCGGAGAGGGGACCUGAAACAGAUUCUGGAGCAGCAUAAUUCAAAGCACUUUAUUGGAAAGGGCUAAAUGGUACAGGCAACCACCUCCUAUCAAAAAUAAUGCCAAGAACCGUGUGGAAGGUGGCAGCCCUCUUUAUUUUCUGAAGACCUUUACGAUUUAUUGUUAGAAAAUCUAUUAAUGUUUGAUUGCUUAGGAUGCAGAAUGGUGCAUAUUUCUCUAUAAUAACUUAAAGGUGCUCAGCAUCCCACUUCCAUUCUGACUGUGGAUCAUCGGAUGAAAAUGAGCCUCUUUGAUGUUGCCAAAUGUCUGAAAGAUGAGGAAUGCUUGAAGCAGAUCUUUGUAGGAUGCACUGACCUGUUUGGAAGACAAGGGAGUCAGGGAAUGUCUGUGCUACCUAUCCAUAUGAAAGAGUGAGACUAUAAAGAUUUUAUUAUUUCCUUCUAAAAAUCUGCUGGUCGGAUAAAAUGGGAAAAUACAAAAAUAUACGUGUGCCUUUGCAAUCCAUUAUCUGCCCUGUCAAGACCAAUGGUGUAAAAUACAAUUAACAUUGGUAGAAUUUUUUUAAUGUUUUAUUUAUUUUGCUGCAGACUCUAUUUACACUGGUAAAGCCAACAGCGAGCUGCCACCUCGCCCUUUACAUAUAGCAUUGUUACAUAGGUCGCUGCUACCUUCUGACAAAUGCAAGUAAUUAAAAGCGCUGCAGAUAAUGUUUUGCUGUUUUUUCAUUAUGUUAAAAUAUCGCAUGAAUACUUGAAUAUACUAGCAGAUAUAAUUGCAA
Xenopus tropicalis (tropical clawed frog) is the source of this 2138-nucleotide messenger RNA. It is a transcript of the gene cd276, whose product is annotated as CD276 molecule. NCBI's taxonomy places the organism in Eukaryota, Metazoa, Chordata, Amphibia, Anura, Pipidae. The transcript has 8 exons. The coding region runs from base 468 to 1376 and encodes 302 amino acids. The record is from RefSeq and is a predicted model, not a curated record. Gene Ontology annotation, cellular component: membrane.